UUAGUUCCCCUUGUGGAUGUUGUUGAAUGUGAAACGGAGACACACGCACGAGCGGUCCGACUGCGCUGUGAUCCCGCAGACCCGCGGAUUUUGGCGUCCGAAGCAGGAGACGCAGGGCGUUGAAUCGCACUGGAUCGGUCUUGAGACGAGGACAGAAAGAGCAUCUCAGUCAGCAUGGAUCAUCCGGCGUGGACGCCUCUCUCGCUUCAUUGACGAGCAAGAGGGAUGGGCCGUCUACGGGAUGAGUCUUUUUAGAUAGGGGAGACCCCGACCCUCAAUCCUUACGAGUCUCGACCAUGAAACUCGACCCAUCCUGAACCUUCCUGCUUAAUUCCUGCGACCCUCUCCCCCUCUUCCCCCAAACAUGGGCUCCAUAUACUUAUGGAAGCUGUCGUCGCAGAAGCUGGGCUUCUUCCUGGUGAGUUUCGGCUUCAUCUGGGGCAUGAUGCUGCUACACUUUACCAUUCAGCAAAGGACGACGCACGAGAGCAGCGCCCAGCUACGCAUGCAGAUCCUCGACCUGAGCAAGCGAUACAUCAAAGCUCUGGCCGAGGAGAACCAGGGCGUGAUGGACGGGCCGUACGUGGGGACCAUGACUGCAUACGAUUUGAAGAAAACAUUGGCUGUGCUGCUGGACAACAUCAUGCUCAGGCUGUCCAAGCUCGAGUCCAAAGUGGACACCAUCAUCAUCGUCAACGGCUCGGCCUCCAACCUGACCAACGGCACGGCGGCGCCCGCUCCUAGCACCGCCAAUGGGGACAAGGUCAACGUGGCAGACCUGCUUAAUGGGGCACAAGAAAAGUGUGAGCUGCCACCUCUUGACGGAUUCCCGCACUGCGAGGGCAAAAUGAAGUGGAUGAAGGACAUGUGGCGCUCGGACUCAUGCUAUUCGAACUACGGUGUGGACGGGACCACUUGCAGCUUCUUCAUUUACCUGAGCGAGGUGGAGAACUGGUGUCCUCGUCUGCCAUGGAGGGGCAGCAACACUAAUGACAAUGUUGAACAGGGACAGCUGGAGACCCGGCCGAGUCUGGAUGAACUGUACCGUGUGAUGUCUCGGCGUGAGGAGUUCCGCUGGAUGAUGUUGAGGAUAAAGCGGAUGGAGGAGCCGUGGAUCGGCGCCGUGCACUCACUCAGUCUCAAACAGGACCUGAGCAACCGCAAACGCAAGAAGAUCCUUGUGCACCUGGGCCUGCUGACAAAGGAGUCUGGCUUCAAGAUCGCUGAGAAUGCGUUCAGCGGGGGUCCGCUGGGGGAGCUGGUGCAGUGGAGUGACCUCAUCACCACUUUAUACCUUCUGGGCCAUGACAUCCGCAUCUCGGCCUCCAUCGCCGAGCUUAAAGAGAUCAUGAGGAAGGUGAUGGGAAACAAGUCCAGCUGUCCUACGCAGGGUGACAAAGUAGUAGAGCUCAUCUACAUCGACAUUGUGGGCCUGUCUCAAUUCAAGAAGACCCUGGGUCCCUCGUGGGUGCACUACCAGUGCAUGCUGCGAGUAUUGGACUCGUUCGGGACGGAGCCGGAGUUUAACCACGCUCAGUACGCCCAGUCCAAAGGCCACAAGACUCCGUGGGGCAAGUGGAACCUUAACCCUCAGCAGUUCAACACCAUGUUCCCUCACACCCCCGAUAACAGUUUCCUGGGUUUCGUGGUGGAGCAGCACCUGAACGCCAGCGACAUCAAGCACAUCGAUGACGUCAAGCGGCAGAACCAGUCGCUCGUCUACGGGAAGGUCGAUAACUUCUGGAAGGAUAAAAAGAAGUACUUGGACAUCAUCCACUCGUACAUGGAGGUCCACGCUACCGUACACGGCAGCAGCACGGUCCAUUUGCCGAGCUACGUCAAGAACCACGGGAUCCUCAGCGGACGAGACCUACAGUUCCUGCUCCGGGAGACCAAACUCUUCGUAGGUUUGUCAUUCCCAUACGAAGGCCCCGCCCCUCUGGAGGCUAUAGCCAAUGGGUGUGCGUUCCUGAACCCGAAGUUCAAUCCACCCAAGAGCAGCAAAAAUACGGAUUUCUUCAAGGGGAAGCCCACUCUGCGAGAACUGACUUCCCAGCAUCCGUACGCUGAGGUGUACAUCGGCCAGCCUCAUGUUUGGACGGUAGACAUUGAGAAUCCCGGAGAGGUGGACCGAGCAAUCCGAGCCAUCCUGAGUCAGAAGAUCGAGCCAUAUCUGCCAUACGAGUUCACCUGCGAAGGGAUGCUGCAGAGAGUCAACUCCUUCAUCGAGAACCAGGAUUUCUGUCAUGGUCAGGUGAUGUGGCCUCCUCUCAGCGCCCUGCAGGUGAAAAUGGCUCCUGCAGGCAAAUCCUGUAAGCAGGUCUGUCAGGAGGAGCAGCUGAUCUGCGAGCCGUCCUUCUUCCAGCACCUGAACAAGGACAAGGACCUGGCCAGGUUUGGUGUGGAGUGUAAGACGGUGGAGAGUGUCGGGGACGUCGGGGUUCCUGCGUUCAGCGAGUCGUCACGUCACUGCGUGCUGCAGGCCGACCUGCUGCUGUUUAGCUGCGCAGGAGCUCACGCUUCACUCCAGCGCAUCUGCCCCUGCAGAGACUACAUGAAGGGCCAGGUGGCCCUGUGCAAGAACUGCUUAUAACACACACACACACACACACACACACACACACACCAGUGUCUCCCCUUUAGCUUCCCUUUAGAGAAUGUUUUCACACAUUUAUACUGGCUGUGUACAAUAACCAGCGUUUGACCUUUUUACCGGAUAAUUAGUUGUUUAUUGUGAGCAGGCGAGCUGCAAAAUAUUUAUUGUUUGUGACACAAAUGAUUAGGUUUCACCUGUCGGGGCACUAAAGCUUUCUGGAGAUCUGCUUAAAAAAAAAAAAAACCAGGAUUUGAUUCCCAAACCUGAGUUAAUGACCAGUUACAAGCAUAAUCUCAUAUAAUCUCAGUUACUUAUAAUGAAUAGUUUACUUAUAAUUUUGCUUCCCAGUGAUUAUUGAUUAUUUAUUGAAUUAUUGAUUGAUUAUCGGUCAACCAUUUCACACAAUGACGAUUUCCUAAUGCUUACUAAAUAACAGAGUAAAUACAGAUUUCCAAUAAUUACUAGAUUCCUCACAAUAACGUCAAAUGAACAACAGUCACCAAUUCCCAAUAACCAUAAUGGCUAAUAUGGCGUAUACCAUUAUAUAUAGAAUUACCAGUACUAAUAAUUAACUCAUUGCCUGCAGAUUACCAACAAUCUUGAUUGACUGCAGAUACCCAAUAAUCACUCAUUCGACUCCUAAUGCCCAUAUCAUACCACCAAAUUACCAUAAGGAUCAUUACAAUUUUCCAGAUACCCAAAUUUCAGACACCCAAUACUCACAGAUAACGUGAAGAAUUGACGCUACCCAAUAAUCGCCAUUAAUCACCAGUAACUACAGAUUUCAGCUACCCAAUAAUCACCAAUAAUUACAAUCAUUUUUCCAACAAUUUCCGAUACCCAGUAAUCACCAAUCAUCAGCAAUGAAACCCGAAAAUCAACGAUUACAGAAUCUUAAUGACUUCCGAAUCCCAAUAAUCACGACUGCCCUCUUAAUUACUCACGUGGUCCAAUUUCCAAUAAUCAAUAAGCCCUGAUUAUGAUCAGUCACCCGUUAAUUAUUGACCUUCACUCAUUAGAAACCAAAAGAACGUUGUGAAGAACAACCACCAGCCCUGCGACUCCCAACUGCUUGUAACUGCUCAGUAAACUUUUACAGUAGGCAGCUGUGACGUCAUCACACCGUGCGCUGGACGUUUGUUUAGUCUGGUCUGUUGCGUUCGUUCUGCUUUUUUGUGUAAAAUAAACACUGGGAAACACUGGACACACACACACACACACGUUUGACCCUGAAGCCUGCGUUUCUCGUGAGGUUUUUAUGUUUCAGAACCUCGUGAUUGGUCGUGAAGCGGAGAAAACAAGGCAAAUGCAAAGAAAAAGGCCGAACUGGACAAGUGCUCGUCUGAAAAACGGCCUGAAAUACUUGAAGGCGUGCAGGUACACAGAACUCGUCACUGCCCCCUGGAGGACACUGUUCAGCACCGCCGCCGUUCCAUUUCAUCGUGUUUUAACCAAUCCUAAUCUCCAAUUCAUCACGGGACCAAUGGGCCCAAGGAAGGAACUUUUACUGUUGGAGCACCAGAGGGGAAAACAAGAGGUUGGAAAACCCUCCAGGGAAACUGUCGAAUCCCUGCUUGUGAAGGAUUUUCUAUUCGGACUUCCUGCACUGAACUGGCGUGUACAUACGGAUUUUAAAUCGCAGCGUACCCACAAUAUCACAUGCACACUCAUCGCUCCAUUUGAUUUUGUUUGUUGUUUUUUUCCCCUCGUGUGUAUUCGUGGCCUUCUUUUAGCCAACAAUGGGAACCUCGGCGACGUGAUUAAAACCCCUGACACACGCACUCCCGGGACCCUCGAACACCAACUCCUGCUACAUCUCCCAAUUUCAAUAUCAUAUAUUGAAAACAAUUUGGAAAAAAACACAAGCGAUUCCAGAUGUGGCGAUUAGAUUCCUGCAGCUCAUCUCCAAAAAAAAAAAAAAAAAAAAAAAAAAAAGAAAAGAAAAAUAAGGAAAAAAAUAUAAGCUCAUGUACAUACUGAAAAAUUUUAUUCUUUGAAAAUUUAAUUUAAUUUAAAAAAAAGUCUUAUUUUAUUUUAUUUUUGCCUGCACAAUAUUGCACGCACUGAAAAUUUCUCUCGAGUGAAAGCACCGAACAUGAGCCUGCGUACCGAAACCCCACAUCUGGCAACACUGUAUUCUUUAUCUAGGUUUAUUUUUUUUUAUUUUAUUUUUUUUUAUCAUUUAGUAUACAAAAUAAUGUCUGGUGAUUUUAUAUAUAUAUAUAUAUAUAUAUAUAUAUAUAUAUAUAUAUAUAUAUAUAUAUAUAUAUAUAAAAUAGGUUUUUUCUUUCCUUUUUUUUUUUUGCUAUAUGGGGGAAUUGUUUAUGCUAAGUUUAAAAAAAAAAGAAAAAGGAAAUAAAAAAGUGUGAACAUGUGCGUGCGCUUGUCCCAGAUGGAACGUGUUUGACAUUGGGGGACAAAAUGAAGACUUUGCAAAUUCUGUAGGUUUUUACUUUUAUGAUCGUAGGAGGUCAAUAACAAACUUUUACACUGGAAUUAUCAAAAGUAAAUGGACAAAAAAAAGAAAGAAAGAAAAGAAAGACUACUGAUGAGUGAUGUGUAUUAAAAAAAAUAUUUUAUUUUUAUUCAUUUAUUAUAAUAGUAAUUUAUUGCUCUAUAUUAUAGAUUGUUUUACGAUUAUUUAUAUAGUACCAUCGUCCCCCUCGGCGUCACUGUUAUGAACAAACGUUGCACCUUUGUGAUCGGAUUAUAUGUUUAAGGGGGAAAAAAAUCAGCAGGAACCUCAUUUUUUUUCCAAUUUUUUUUUGUUUACGCAUUUGCACAUUUAUGUAUAUAUUUAUAGCUAUAUGAACGGGUUUUUUUUCUCGCUCACAGAGAUCUGAGUUUGUAUAUAAUCGUGACAGCCAAACUUUCUUUUUUUUUUUUUUCCCCCCCCCACACUUUUUUCUUGGGUUGGGGGGGGGUUGGGGGUAAUUAUUAUAAUUCAUAUUUGUUUACAGUCGUGGACGGAGUGUGAAAAAGGUGCACUUGUGAUGAAACAAGCCAGUCAUUAAUUCCGACUUGUGUCGAAACGAGUUCGGAAAGUCGGCGCCGUAAAUCACUCGAAGUAUUGAUGCGAGACACGACAUCAUGUUUACUGCUCAUUUUUUAUACCCUUGCUUUGUUUUUGUUUGUUUUUCCAUCCUCCUCCCUGUGUACAUGUGCGUCGACUUUCUCAUCAGCUUUGUGUUUCAGGUUAUGACAGUGAUAGAAGAUUACAGGACAUUUUUCUUUUUGAUGAAUACGCUGGAUAUAUCUUUAUUUUUCAAUAAACUCUUUUUGUGACAACAGAAAAAAAA
This is a messenger RNA of Silurus meridionalis, 5895 nucleotides long. It is a transcript of the gene mgat5, whose product is annotated as alpha-1,6-mannosylglycoprotein 6-beta-N-acetylglucosaminyltransferase. Gene Ontology annotation, cellular component: Golgi apparatus. Gene Ontology annotation, molecular function: alpha-1,6-mannosylglycoprotein 6-beta-N-acetylglucosaminyltransferase activity. The transcript has 17 exons. Gene Ontology annotation, biological process: protein N-linked glycosylation. Lineage: Eukaryota; Metazoa; Chordata; Actinopteri; Siluriformes; Siluridae. The record is from RefSeq and is a predicted model, not a curated record. The coding region runs from base 365 to 2593 and encodes 742 amino acids.